Populus euphratica (Euphrates poplar) is the source of this 1522-nucleotide messenger RNA. Its product is annotated as GATA transcription factor 4-like. Gene Ontology annotation, cellular component: nucleus. The coding region runs from base 516 to 1256 and encodes 246 amino acids. The transcript is spliced from 2 exons. Gene Ontology annotation, molecular function: zinc ion binding; sequence-specific DNA binding. Lineage: Eukaryota; Viridiplantae; Streptophyta; Magnoliopsida; Malpighiales; Salicaceae. Gene Ontology annotation, biological process: cell differentiation; positive regulation of DNA-templated transcription. The record is from RefSeq and is a predicted model, not a curated record.
AUGUCCAUGCCUCCAUUUUUUGAUAAAAAAAACUAUGGCUUAAAGCUGAGCCUAACCCUCUCUUCCUUAAUGGCAACACUGCUUCAUAACCAAUUAGGGACCAUUGUUUUCAGUGCUUAUAAUUAAUAACUAAUUAAACUAUCUAAUCACAAAAACUAAUGCCACCCAUAACUGGCAACACCCCAUAAUUAAUAAGCCUGCUGAUAAGCUAAACUACAGCCUGCCUGUGGGUACAGCAUAAAUGCAUUAACCCCCAUAUCUUCACAACUAGUCAAGCAUGUGUAUCCAUGUGUCCAUCACUGCAUGAAAACCUCCACUCUUUCUUGACCCUUUAAAAUUCCUACUCUCUCCUCCAUUUUGCUCCCUUCAGAGAGAGAGAGAGAGAUUGGGAGCAUUUUCUGUAGCUAGGCUCUCUCUUGGGUUUCUGUAUCCUAUCCCUCCUUCCUCUCCAAAAGUAAGAGCUGGAGAGGGAAACAAUUCAAGCCCACAUCAAAUAAUAAAAACACACAAAAAAAAUGGAUGUCUAUGGAGGAGUCUCCACCAGCGCACCUGAUUAUUUUCUCAUUGAUGACCUUCUAGACUUCUCUAAUGAUGACCUACUCGCCUCCUCCACCGAGCACCACCACCUUCCUCCACCUGAAACCUCCUCCAUCCGCCACCACCACCGCCACUUCCCUUCUCCCACCACCUAUAUUAAUAACACUUCUUCUCUCUCCACUGACUUCACUGACCAUCUCUCAGUCCCAAGUGAUGACGUGGCAGAUCUGGAGUGGCUAUCGCAGUUCAUGGAGGACUCGUUCACGGACUUUCCGAGCACCAUUAAUAUCCCAACCGACACGUCGUCUCGCAACAAAUCUUGUAGCGAACGUUCACGAACCACCACCACCGCGACAUCCUCCUCGGCAGAUAUCGAGACUGCGGUGGCCAGGGAAUCGAGACUGGAGAAGGAAAAUAACGGAGCGCCACAUUCUUCUGCGGAGACGGAAGGAGGAGCGCGGAGGUGCAGUCACUGCGCGUCGGAGAAGACGCCGCAGUGGAGGACGGGUCCGCUGGGCCCGAAAACGCUAUGUAAUGCUUGUGGAGUAAGGUACAAGUCGGGUCGGCUCGUACCAGAAUACCGACCCGCAGCGAGCCCGACUUUUGUGCUGACUCAGCAUUCGAACUCGCACCGUAAAGUUUUGGAGCUCCGGAGACAGAAAGAGAUGACGUUGAGGCAGCAGCAACAGCACGGCUAUCAAGGUUAUGAAGUUUGCUAAUGUGUAAUGAUCUUAGCGGUUAAGGAGUCAGUAGUACAGUAACUGGUGGUUAUUUUAUCAAAUUCCCUUUUUUUAUUGCUAAAAAACCCUGGAACAAGGGGAUCAGUAGUGCAGCCUGUUAGUAAUUGAAUUUUGGCUUUAAUUUCUUUCGAAGACAUGAUUCCGGGUUUAAAGUUUUAACGAUCACGCAUCAAGGCAGCUUGACUCCGACGUAUAAGAACAACACUUCAGUAAUUUUAAACAUCUAUCUGUAAAAGAAAACGCCG